Trichophyton rubrum CBS 118892 is the source of this 2629-nucleotide messenger RNA. RefSeq lists its product as uncharacterized. NCBI's taxonomy places the organism in Eukaryota, Fungi, Ascomycota, Eurotiomycetes, Onygenales, Arthrodermataceae. Bases 1 to 1938 code for a protein of 645 amino acids. Gene Ontology annotation, molecular function: damaged DNA binding; DNA-directed DNA polymerase activity. Gene Ontology annotation, biological process: response to radiation; error-prone translesion synthesis. Gene Ontology annotation, cellular component: replication fork; nucleus; site of double-strand break. The record is from RefSeq and is a predicted model, not a curated record. The transcript has a single exon.
AUGGCAACUGGCCCGGCAUCUUUCCACGAUGAAGACUUCCGACCCUCGUCUCGCUUCACCUACCGUCACUUCCAGCUUCUGCGGUCCUUCUCAACCCGCACCCCCCUUCGAGUCAUAGCCCACAUCGAUCUCGAUGCCUUCUAUGCGCAAUGCGAAAUGAUACGACUGAAUACCCCGCGAGAUCAGCCUCUAGCUGUCCAACAAUGGCAGUCUCUGAUCGCGGUUAAUUAUGCUGCCCGCCCAUUUGGGGUCUCGAGAAUGAUCACAGCCGCAGAGGCAAGGAAGCUGUGUCCCCAGCUGCUAACGCCGCAUGUUGCGACUUUCCGGGAAGGAGAGGGGGAGCAUUGGGCAUACAGAGAAGGAGAUUAUUCUGUUCAAAAGGAUAAAGUCUCGUUAGAUCCAUACCGUGCGGAAUCGAGGAAGAUUCUAGCAGUUUUGAAGACAACACUGCUAACUUGGGCAGAAGGAGUAUACGAUGGGUGUCGCGGUCAGUUUUCUGAACCAUCAGACAUGGUACGGCUUGAAAAGGCGGGUAUCGAUGAAGUGUUUGUAGACCUCUCAGCUCUCGUGUUUGGGACGCUGUUGCACCGCUAUGAGAUACUCCGGCGGGCUGCUACUCUUGACGGGUCAAAAGAUGGUCCCAACACGUUUCUUCCUAGGCCUGAAACAACGGCGCUUAUAUGGGGAGAAGACGAUGAAUUAAUUGAUCUGGACACUGGUGAGUCUGAAGAGGAUGACCCAGAGUGGGAUGAUAUUGCCAUACAGGUUGGUGCAGAAAUUGUAAAAUUCGUUCGAACAGCAGUAUGGGACCAGCUCAAAUACACUUGUUCCGGCGGAAUUGCAAGGAACAAAAUGAUGGCUAAACUAGGAAGCGCGUGCAAUAAGCCAAACCGACAGACUAUUGUCCGCAACCGCGCUAUUCAACAGUUUUUGAGCGGAUACAAAUUUACCAAAAUCCGUUCAUUGGGAGGAAAGCUAGGGAAAAAAAUUUCGUCAGAAUUCGAAACAGACAAAAUUAGCGAUCUACUAACCAUCCCACUUGAUCGACUGAAGAACAAACUGGAUGACGACACUGGGAUGUGGCUCUACCAAAUCAUUCGUGGAGAGGACGACAGCGAAGUUACCCCACGAACGGAAAUCAAAUCCAUGAUAUCAGCUAAAUCGUUCAACCCCAAACUAGCUUCUCUGGACCAAGCAGAGAAGUGGAUGCGAAUAUUUGUCGCAGAAAUCUACGGGAGGUUGGUUGAUGAAGGCGUCCUGGAGAAUAAACGCCGUCCUAAAAUGAUUACAGUUCAUCAUUACGGCCCAAACCAGGACAAGUCUCGCCAGACACAUAUACCGACUGGAGGAGCCAUUGAUCAAGUUAUGCUCUUUGAGCUAGCAAAGAAUUUACUUCAGCAGGUGGUCAGCUGGCCCUGUUCUCAUUUAUCCCUUACUGUUAGCGGGUUUGAAAGCGGGAUCACAGGAAAUAAAAGCCUGGAUAGUUUCUUUAUCCGCGGGGCAGGUGAGACUCCGGUCUCACAACGCGACGGUAGCAUGCCGAAUGGCGGCUGCCAGCCGGAGCUCCCUGAUGAUAACUCGGCGCACCAAAGAAAGAAGCAAAAAGUCGGUGAGGUUCAUGGACAACCCCCAUCGAAAGGGGUUGGUUUCUUCUCAAGAUACAAAACUAGCACUAAACAAACGCUCGUUGAGCCUUUUCCUGAAAAUACGGGGGUAUCGCUAGCCAAUCUUGAAACGAAUCCAACGAAUCCAACUUUCCACUAUUCGACCCAGGACGUUUGUUCCCGUUGUGGAGAGACCGUGCCAGAGUUUAUGCAAUCGGAACAUAAUGAUUGGCAUUUGGCCAAAGACCUAGAAAGCCGGGAGCAACAGUCCCUGAACGCUGCUCGGGCGCGCGGUAAGGGGAAGACAAGACAAACGAGGUUGGCCUUUGGCUAAUUUUGUUGCUUUUGCUAGCCGUGACGCGGUUUUCUUUUGAAUCAUGCAAUUAGCCAGCGCUUGUACGAUAUAAUGUGAUAUGCUUCUUGUCUUCUGUUGCGUUUGGUACAAAGCCCACCGCUCCAUCUAUAUGAGUCUAGAUGUCCUGCCUUCUUAAUAGGGGGUAUAUGCUUCCCAUUAAGUAGACGCAAACUCAUUUUCUGUCGGGCGUAGCCGUUUGUUCCCCUUUCAUCCCAUCUUCAAGACAGGAAGGCAAGAUUCUUCAUAAAGCGCAACUACGUCAUGCUUUGGAACUCCACACUUGGUUGCAUGGAUGCUUUUUUUCAUCCUUCACGAACUAACUAGCUAGUUAUCCUUGCUCUUUACCGAUGUCCAGCACUUGGAUACGGGGUGUGACAUCAUCGCUUUUUCAACUUUCAGCAUCAGCAACAUGAUAAGUUGCCUCUUCAUAUAUAUGGGUUAUCACAGAGGUUCUUGCUUGAUGUAUUCUGGGGGAAAGCCUUUUUACCUCAUGGUCUCCUUUAUAGCCUUUUUCCGUCAUUUUCUAGGCCUCUUCUUCAAUCUGCCUCCGGUAGCCUCGGAUAUAGAUCUAUGUAUCCGGUGGCGACUCCAAUCGGCAAUAUUCUAUUCACUGAAAUUAUUUUGGGCAAACAAUUUGCUUAGGUCGGGCUGCGAAACCCAUUGCUGUGCU